GUUCCCCACUCGGGUCACUCUCUGCUCCGAUCCUCCGUUGCGCAUCUAUCCUUCUAACUUCCCCUCCGUCGCCUUCGCUCCGCAUCCGUCCGACCGUGGUCAGCUUCAACUGCGCGCACCGGCCAGGCGGCUAAACCCUACCGUGCGCCGCCAUGGACUCGGCGGUGCUCUCACUCACCUGCGCGGGCCUCGGCGCCUCGCAGGAGGACGAGGACGGGGCCGUCAUCGGCUACGCCAAGAGCGACCACUGCUUAGAUAAUCUGAAGGAUCUGCAGAGAUUCCUGCGACGGGACGACCCGCAGCGGCGGGAGGUUUUCAAGCAGGUCUGCAAGUGGAAGAUUGCGUCGAGGGAUCUGGUGCCCAUCAUCGAGAAUUACCAGGCCGACCGCAAUCUUGUCAUCACUGCAAUGAAAGUAUUGGUGUUCCUUACAAUGCCUGUGGAGCCCUCGUCUGAGGAUGUUGCACAACAGAUAGAGUAUCUGUGGGAUUUGAAGGCUGCACUGACACGCAAUGUUGCAGUGACUGUCAUUGUGUCUCUUCUUGAGGACCCAUUGGAUCGUUUGGAAAGAACUUUAUUCUCAGAAGAUGACUGGAAGUUAGUUCAGUUGGUGCUUACUUUGUUCCGCAACGUCUUGGCUAUUCAAGAAAUCACAUUGACGCAGAAAGCAUCUGGAGAAGCUACCCACUUACUCUUCCUGUCUGAUAACUUUUUGGAGCUCAUGUUCCAAGAGAAUGUGAUGGACAUAAUCUUAGUUUUGACUCAGCAUAUUGAUGAGCCCUCUGGUUACCUUAAGGAGGAAAACCUUCUUUUAAUGGAGAUUUACCAUUAUCUCUUCUUAGGCCGAGACCCAGGACUGAUUGCCCGAGCUUCUAAUAAAGGUUUAAAGGAUCGUGUUAACGGAGAUAUUGUUUCAUCAGUUGAUUCAUUGAGAUUGAUGAUGGAAGAGGAAGAAAGGAAAAAAAGAAUGUUCAGGCAAUUGAACUCAGAACAUAGCUCGCUUAGUGGGACUUUUACGUGCUUUUCUGUGGAUGGAUCUAAAUCAUUGUGCAAAGGGAACCCAAGCUCUGCAUCUGCUAAUAGCCUCUUGAAAAUACGUAAUGUCCAAAGAGGACCUCAGAAACGGAUAGCCUGGGACAAUGAACUUCUGUACGUACCAAAGGAGGGUAUUACAGAAAUGCUUAGAAGCUUCAUGGAUCAAUUUUUAUCUGGAGCAUACAAUAUCCUGAUGCAGUCAGUCUGUGGUGAUAUCAUGGAUGAGCACCACUCCAUUGAGAAAUCUGACAUAACUACAUUCUUCAAAGUUGCUCGGUUUGUUCUAGCUUUUCAACAUGAAAAGGCUUCAAAUGAUCAGAAAUCUGCUAAAGGGAUUCAACCAUCUGGGGUUUCUCCUAGCAAUGAACCUGAUGAUAAUCUGCCAUUUCAUGGUGAUAUAUGUGGACCUGUUGCGGCCACGUUGAAUGAAGAUAUGUUCAAUAUAGUCAUUUCCAGGUGGCGUGAGACGUAUGAGGCUCUUAAGGAAACUAACGACUACAAAACUCUUUCAGCAGCUGGGUCUUUAAUGAAGAACAUGAUUGACAUGAUAUAUUUGGUGCUAAAAGUACUCCCUGAAGAUUCAAGGGAAUCUCAAACAGCUCGUGUUUUGCUCUAUAAACUGUUUUAUGAUCAGACAGAACAUGGUCUCACUCAAUUUCUGCUGAACUUGUUCAGAUCGUUUGAUAGUCACAAGCAACCCAAAAGUGAUCUAGUGGAUUUAUUAGAAACAAUUCAUAUCAUGCUACAGCUCAUGGAAAAGCUUCAAGCACGUGGUGCAUUAAGGGUUGCAAAAAAGACAAAAAAGGUCAGAAGAAAGAAGUCCACAAAUGAUAAAAAGGAGAAUUCAGAACCCAAAGUGGAUAAUGCAGAACCAAACGAUGCUAAUCCUACAGAUGGAACGAAAUGCUCACCUGAAACACUUCCAGAUUUGAGAAGCGAGGGUCCUGCUUUAGAAUCUUCUCCCUCAGAACCUGGAAAAGUAGACACUAGUGGCGCACAUGUACUGGAUACACUUGUGGACACUGUAGUUAACAUUGAGAGUACCGCACAUGCUGAAGGUGACCCAUCUUGCACAGACAGUGGCGUAAUGAAGAGAAAUCUCAUUGAAGAAGAGGGUGAGACUUCAGAUUCUUCAGUUGAUCACCAACCUGCUACAAGUGAAGUUGAUUUUAAUGUUUCUCGGUUAAUAUCUAGUCUUGCAAACAAUUCUGUUGUGCAAAAUAUUUGCUGGCUGUUGAAGCAUUACAAAAGUAACUCCUACCGUACAAACCAUUACAUAAUAUGCAUGCUACGGAGAUUCUGUGAAGACCUAGAGCUGUCACCGAUGCUGUAUCAGCUAUCACUUUUAACAACUUUCUAUGAUAUAUUAGCGGAACAAAAGUUGUCUAGUUCAAAGGAGUACACAAACAUUGUAAAUUUUCUUUCUAAAGUUGUGAGGAAAAUGUUGAGAACAAUAAAAAAACAGCCACUGCUAUUUGUCGACAUACUAUUUUGGAAGACGCGAAAGGAGUGUCAUUGCAUUGAUGCUGAUGCACUACUGAAUGAGCUUAAGAAUGAUGUUGGAAGCAAAGACAGUGAAAUUGGUUCAAGUAAGGGGUGGAGAGAUCGAAUAAAUAUAGCAGAUUCUCUUGGUGACGAUGAAGUUGACGUAGUUAUACCGCAGGCACCUUAUGAUGCUGAUAAGGAUGGAGAUCUAUCAGCUGGUGAACAUACUGAUGACUUUAGGAAGAGUAGUACUAAAUAUAAACGGAGCAGAUUGUCACUUUCAGAUAGUGAGGCUGAUGAAAUCGAGAGGAACCAUGUAUCAAGAGAUUCGGUGCCCAAAGUUCCAAAACGACGAGGUCGUUCUCUUUUUACGGAAGAGCAAGAGAGGCUCAUAAGAGACCUUUAUGAAAAAUAUAAGGAUGGUCCUAAAUGCAGUCAUAUAAUAGCUGAGUCUUUAGACCCCAGCGGGAAGAUAUCUUCUGCUCAAGUUUCUCGUAAGCUUACACAGUUAGGUCUCAGGAAUGUCACAAGGAGAAAAAAGGUUGCAGGUGAAUCUCUUUCAACUGGAGAUCGGACUAUAGAACAACAAGACAACUCGCUUGAUGAUCUGAACCCCAUGCUAGGCGAACAGAACCAUGGCUCCAAGGCUAAAAGCUCCAGGCCCAGAAGGAAAAAAUUACACACGGCAAGUGAUGACCAUGAUGACACAAGUCAGAGAAAAUCAUCUGAUGAAGACACAUUACAAGUACUUAAAAGCAGAUCAAAAAGUAAGAAAGUUCCAUUGGUGGAUAGUUCACUGAGUGGAUCACAGCAUCAAGAAGCUCAGCAUGACCCAGACUCUGAUGAUGCGACCAUAGGAUCCAUGAUUAGAAGUAGAAAAAAGAAGAGGUUAUCCACGUCAGAUUUUGAAGGGAAUGUACGAAACCAUCAAGAAUCUUCAGACAACACCAAAGCCAAGGACUGUUCACCGAUUAUAUCCCAACAUGAGAAAGCAUUGCAAGACAUUUAUCCUGAUGAUGAGACCAUUGGAUCCAUCAUUAGAAGUGUGAAAAAGAAGAGAUCAGUGACAUCAAAUUUCUCAGCGAAUAUAGAAGCCCAAGAGUCUUUGAGAAAUAUUAACCUACAAGAUGAAACUGUUGUUUCUAAUAUCAUGGAUGCUUCUGUAAAUCAUGGGUCUGAUCCAGUCAAUAACAGUGACAAUACUGUUGAAGAUGAACUUUUGGAUGAUUUUGAAACUGAGCUAGUCAAUAACGGUGGCAAUACUGUUGAAGCUGAACUUUUGGAUGAUUUUGAAGUUGAGCUAGAUGAUCAUGAGCAUACUGACCAAAGGAUCACUGAUGAUGAAAUUAUGACUGAAUCAGGGAAAGCAACAAACUCCGAUGCUAAGGGAAGGGCUGGUUUGAAAAGAAGACACAGAAUGGUUAUUGACGAUGAGGAUGAUGAUUAGUAACUGUUCAGGACUGAAGAACCCGUAACUAUUGAGGAGUGGAGUUUCAAAUGGGAAAUGGGAUUAAAAAAAGAACUUUUCAGGAUUGUUUCCCUUGCACUGCUAAGCUCUGAGCACGAUUCAAGCUGUUUCACACCUACUAGUGCCAGAUGUUCUUCCAUCUGUAAUGUUUAGUGGGGUCACAAUCUAAUGGAAUUUUGCAGAUGCAAAGUUCAGGCUGCCCUGCUGUGUGGCCUGCUGUACAGACUGAUAAUUUCGAGUACUGUUUUUUUUGAAAUGAAAUACUGUAGAGAAGCC
This is a messenger RNA of Zea mays, 4262 nucleotides long. RefSeq lists its product as uncharacterized. The record is from RefSeq and is marked validated. Gene Ontology annotation, biological process: replication fork arrest; DNA repair; DNA replication checkpoint signaling. Gene Ontology annotation, cellular component: replication fork protection complex. Bases 153 to 3965 code for a protein of 1270 amino acids. The transcript has 20 exons. NCBI's taxonomy places the organism in Eukaryota, Viridiplantae, Streptophyta, Magnoliopsida, Poales, Poaceae. Gene Ontology annotation, molecular function: DNA binding.